Molecule: messenger RNA, 4482 nt
Organism: Styela clava
Lineage: Eukaryota; Metazoa; Chordata; Ascidiacea; Stolidobranchia; Styelidae
Product: deoxynucleoside triphosphate triphosphohydrolase SAMHD1-like
Biological process (GO): defense response to virus; regulation of innate immune response; dGTP catabolic process
Cellular component (GO): nucleus
Molecular function (GO): dGTPase activity
Source: RefSeq, a predicted model, not a curated record
GUUAUAAUCAUAAAACUUUUGUUUCUUAGAUUUUACAGGUUAAGGUAUUGUACUUUAUAAAUCUGAAUGCUAUAACUAGAACAGUUUAAAUACUUUACGGAAAUAUGGAAGAUAAUCAACUAUUUGAAACUGUUGGAAAUGGUGGCAAUGAUUUAUUAAAUAAUAUUUUGGAUGAUGAUGAUGACAUUACUUUAAGUCAAGAGAGUCAAGUCAGUGUUCACUUUGAAAAUAACGAUGAUGAUGAUUCUGUCAGCGAUUCAGUUGUAUACAAAGUUUUUAAUGACCCAAUUCACGGUCAUAUUAUGCUGCACCCACUUUUAGUGAAAAUUAUUGACACCCCCCAGUUUCAACGCCUUCGCAAUGUGAAACAACUUGGCGCUACUUAUUUUGUCUAUCCUGGUGGUUCACACAAUCGUUUUGAACACUGUAUUGGCACUUCACACUUAGCUGGUAAGUUAGCAAGAUUACUUCAAAAGAAUCAGAGAAGUUUGAAUAUUACUAAUACGGAUGUUCUAUGUGUUGAAAUGGCAGGAUUAUGUCAUGAUCUAGGUCAUGGCCCAUUUUCUCACAUGUUUGAUGGGCGUUUUUUACCUAGUGUUAAACCGAACUCGACAUGGACGCAUGAAAAAGGUUCAUGCAUGAUGAUCGAUCAUUUAAUCAAAGCAAAUUGUUUGGAAGCUCAAUUUGAUAUGUAUGGCAUAACUCAAACCGAUGUAACAUUUGUGAAAGAGAUGAUUGCUGGUGUGGACAGAUCUGUAACAAAUGGUAUUUGGCCAUAUAAAGGUCGUGGUGAAGAUAAAAGUUUUCUUUAUGAAAUCGUAUCAAAUGAGAGAAACAAGGUAGAUGUCGAUAAAUGGGAUUAUUUUGCAAGAGAUUGUUAUCAUCUUGGAAUUCGUAAUAGUUUCGAUCACAAUCGAUUUAUGCAGUUCAUCAAAGUUUUAAAAGUAGAAGGUGAACGGUUACAAAUUUGUGCAAGAGACAAAGAAAGUUACAAUCUAUAUGAGAUGUUUCACACUCGAAGUGUUUUACACCGCAGGGCAUACCAACAUAGAGUUGCCAAUGCUAUUGACCACAUGAUUUGUGACGCUAUGGUUCUCGCGGAGCCGUAUAUAAAAUAUGUUGGUACCGGUGGAGUAGAAUGCUCAGUCUCUGAAUGUGUUAAUGAUCCAGUUGCUUUUACGAAACUGAAUGAUAAUAUUUUUGAUAAAAUUUUACACUCAAAUGAAAAACAGUUGGAACCGGCUCGCAAAAUUUUGGAAAGAAUUUUAAGAAGGCAACUAUAUCAAAUCAUUGGGGCAGCAAGGCCUAUCUCGCCUAUGAAAUUAGACGAAGUAUGCGAUCAAAUUGCUGCAUUCGAUACAUCUGGAAUACUGAUGAAAGGUGACUUGAUUGCAAAUACCACAAAGUUCAACUAUGGUAUGCAUGAUAAAAACCCGAUAGAUUCAUUCAAGUUUUUCUCAAAAUCAGAUCCUGGGAAACCAUAUCAUAUUCGUAAGGAAGAUGUUUCACCUAUGCUACCCGAUGUAUUCGAAGAAUCUGAGAUUCAAAUUUAUUGCAUAAGUGAUGACAAGGUUGAUGCGAGUCUUAAUUGUUUCAAAUUAUGGUGUGCAAAGAUGAAGCUACAACCUAAAUCUGUUGUUAAUGACACAGGCUCUUUAACUCCCAUGAAACGACCUAAGCCAUCGUCAGGCCAUAAUGGUCAUAUUUCCCAAGAUAAGAGAAGAAAAGUACCUUAUAAAUUUUGAGUGUUUGUUCGUUUGUUUUAAAGAAACAUUAGUUCUUAAUCCAUAAUACAUUUAUUUUCUUGUUCUUUACUUUAUUUAACUUUAUCAAUAUUACUUUAUGGUAAUGUAUUUAAUUGUUGAUAUAUUGCUUAUAUUUCUCCCAUAUUAUAAUACUUUACGUAAUACUAUUUUAUUAAAUCUGGGAAACUUAUUCUGCCACUGCAUUUUUGCCAAAUAAAUAGAUCAUUUUAGUACAAAUCUCCCACAAUUGUUAAAAAAAAUUGGGGAAAAUUUUUUUGUUUUCUCAAAUUCAUUUCAGUGAUUUUUCUUGUGUGUAGUGUAUGAUUUUCGAGAGUUUGUGAUGUUUCUUAAUAAUCUUUCUGAUAAAUUGUUCUCGACAAUAAAUCGAGCGUAAGCCGUUUUGAAUUGAAGACUUGUCUUUGGUUUAAUGAAUAUGGGCUGAAAAUGUUACACAAGUAUACCCAAGACACCAUGAGAUACCGUAAUUAAAAUCAUUGUAAAUUUUAAUUUGUGUAAUUAACUUUAAAGUGGACUAAUAAUAUUUUUAAUGCCUUCAUUAAACUCUGCUGUAUUACUGAUAUUGAUUUUAACUAUUUGACUUCAAAAGCAUCCAUGAUUGCCUCAAGCUUUUUAUAUUGUAUGUAUAUAUAUAAAAAUAUUCAAUUUUGAAAUGAAAUAUUAUUGAAGCUGAUUUUAUUUUUCCUGAUUUAUUCUGAGCAGUAUUCUCACCUCGUUAUCAAAAUCUUCAAAUUUUGCUUUAUUCUAAUUACUGUCAUUAGGAACUAUAGGAAGUAAUAAUUAAUAAAAUAAUUGGUGUAAUAAAAUAAUAAUUGUAAUUAAUCAGAUCACAUAUUCAAAAGUGUUUAAUUUCAUUUGAAAAUAAUUUUUGCUUUUUUUUUUACAUAGUUAAAAAUCUAAAAGUGGAAUUUCAGAACUUUGCUGCUCAUAUUAUUUUAGGUGUACAGAGCUUUACCUCUUUAAUGAGUACCAUACUGUCAUUAUUGAAUUAAAACAAUCCAUUGCCACCCCAAAUUUUGAUAAAAAACUUAGCAAAGUAUAUGCUACCCCUGCCUUACAGACAAAGAAAAAUAAUUAACAUUUGGUAACUAACAUCAUUUAAGUUAAAUUAUUAAAAAAUUAAAAGUGACUUCUAAUGAUUUGAUUUGAAAAAUAAAUGCUGUUACAAGACAAUAGUAUUUUCACUUUCAAUACUUCCCUUCAAAAAUAUUCUGCUAUAAAUAUUAUAAUUUUUUUAUUAAUUUGAAUUUUGGACUGACAUUUUAUGAUAUGAUUUAAUUUAUGUAACAAUAUUUUUGGUGUUUUUAAUUUUUAAAGUUUUAGUACUCUUUCUUGCAUCUUUCUGCUAUUAUUUAUAUGAUUUUCUUUUCGCAUAAUUUUCUUAUUUUUUGUAUAUUAUCUAUCAUACUGUUAGCCUGAUGGGCUGCAAAUUUCCUAAUAUAGGGUGGGCCAUUUAUUUGCAAUUUCUUUUAUUCUUUUUUUUUCAUACAUGGGUUAUAAAAUUAUAAAAAGCAAAUUAUGUUUCUCUCUAUUAAUCAACUUUGACAGGAACAAAUUUUAUUCUUCAGACUGUGUCUAUUACAGAACAUGUUACUUUGUUAAACAUCUAUUUGUAAAUGGUGGAUUUGAGAUUCAAAAAAUAUGGCAAGUAUUCUGAAAUCAGUAUUUCUAUACAAUUCGGUAUAUGAAAAUUUUUUUGAGAAUUUAUAGAAAUAGGGUCAUUUGAAAAAAUCAUUUUAUCAAUCUCCAUUUAUAAUCGCUGCAUAUGUUUUGAUUGGUAUCGACAGACACACAAAGAAAACAACAAAAUACAGUAAUUUGCGAGUUUUAAACAUAUUAUGCCAAAGUGAUUGGACUAAUGACUAAUGGACAUGUCAACCCCACUCUGUGAUUUUCCAGUUAGAACGUAUCUAUCAGUAGCCCAUUAUUGGCGUUGGUACAGUGAGGGUAGUUCCAGCUACUGGUAGAUUUUUGAAUAAAUUUGUUUGUUUUGAUGUCAUUGCUACAUUCAUAAAUACAAAGGAUUGAAUAAUAUGGUUGCAGCAUGCUGAAUUGUAACCUAAUAGCAUACUUUAUUCUUGUGGAUGAUUGAUUGAUACGAAAUAAUUUUGUCCAAUUAAACAUUGGUGAUAAACAAAUUUUUCUGAAAGAUUAUUGAUAUGCAUAGUUGUUUUAUCAACAAUGCUUUUAGUUCAAAUGUGCAUUAGCAUAUUUAUAGGAAUUUAUUUUUUGUUAUUAAGAAUUAUUAUUGGUCGAUGGCUGGCUUUGUCGAUUUCACAGUGCCUUGUAAACAGAAUCAUAUUUGAAUUCGGACCAAAACUUAUCAAAUUAUACAGGUAUGACGUUUUUACGUAAUUGCGAGCCAGCUUUUAUUCCCAGUGGUCAAAAAAUUAAAUUCAUUCCCUUUUGGAAUCAAUUAAUUUUAAUGGAUAGACGUUUGACACCAACCUCGCUACUUAACAUUGAUAUAUGAUAUAUAAUACAUUUGGAACUGGGAUUUAUUCUGUGUAAGAUUGACGCAAAAAUUGUCCUCUAACUAUAUAGAAGUUUAAUCCCAGCUAUUUUGUCCAACCUUGAUUUUGUACUAUCAAUUUUGAAUUAUUGAUAUUUUUUCGACGGCGAAAUUGUAAGCAUGCAUCAUACUAUGCGCAAAUAUUGCAGAACAUUCCACUUUCUUAUAAUAAAUACAAUUUCAAAUAUAUGGAACAUCCUGCAUAUA